AUGGCGCGGAGAGGAGCAGCGUCUUCAGAUACUAUCGCCGCGUCCUUCACUCCAGCAGAGUUUGUGCCCAGCAGAACUUUAACAGCUCAAAGCAAAUCCAUCUCUCUUUCUCUAAUUAAGGUUCCAAAGUUUGUUGCUGAAAGUUGGCGUUCUGCCGUUGCUGAUGCAACUGCGGGGAUUCUGAAAAACGAUAAUGGAAAACAAGUCUUGAUAGUUCGGGAUCCACUUACAGGUGGUGCCUGCCACUUGGAAUCUAUUUUCCUGCAAAAUGACAAAUCACUUGUUCUGCAAAAAAACGGGAAACAACUUUUAGAUGUUAUAGGAGAACUUCAAAGCAGAACAAAUUUUCAGCCCAAGUUGGACCACAGGUAUCAACAGGUUUUGCACAAACGUCAUGUGGCAGAAGAUCUCCACAAAAGUCGCGGAACAGUUGAAGAAAUGCGGAGAGAUCCAGGUUUAGACAGCCUCCAUACGCUAUUUCAAUUCUACACGCCUAGGGCCUCCCUCUCAGCUGAAGAAAACGCAAAAAGAGGACUUGAGUCAAUAUCUAGGGCCAAGGCCAAACAGAAAAGGGGGGCAGUGUUAGAUGCUGAUUCCCUGAAGGUGAAGCUCUUUAAAAUGUUCGACGCUGCUGGGGCCUCUGGCCUUCAGCUGAAGCAAAUUGCUAGCCAAACGCAACAGCCUCUCUCUCAUGUUAAGAUGAUCGUAGAGGAGAUAGCAGAACAAAGAAAGAGAUUGAGUGACAGAAAGGCUGUUUACUUCUUGAAACAACAGUACAGCAUAGUUCAAAAGGGUAAGCUUCAUACUCUUAGAUUGAAAGAAGUUGCUGAAGAGUGGGAUUUCAUGGACAUUUUGGUAUCUUGUGUUGGUGUGCAUCUCCUUGGACAUGUGCACACGUGGACUAGUUUUAACACUAGUGAAGUGAAAGAUUUUAACAAUUUGCUGGCUGUAGUGAAAACAUACAGUAACUACUUAAGUAAGUACGCAGACAUUUGUUUAUCUGCACAUGGUUAG
Messenger RNA from Cyclospora cayetanensis, 1014 nucleotides. RefSeq lists its product as uncharacterized. Bases 1 to 1014 code for a protein of 337 amino acids. NCBI's taxonomy places the organism in Eukaryota, Apicomplexa, Conoidasida, Eucoccidiorida, Eimeriidae. The transcript has 9 exons. The record is from RefSeq and is a predicted model, not a curated record.